CUUCAGUAGCGAUUUGGCUACUGACCUUGUCAGUAUCUAAUCCGCGCCCCCAAAGAGGAGUUUAACAUUUAAGUUUCUUCGAUUCUACAAAGAACGAAAGAAAACUGCCUUGAUCUCUUGCUUGAAGAAAUUUGUGGAAGAGAUCUUCAACUGAGAAAUUGGAACAAAUACACCCAACUGACGGUCAAGAUUCUUUUGUAAGAUAAUUGAGAGCAAUGGAAGAGGCUGCUAAACUCGCUGCGGAGAAAAUUUCACAAGCUAGCAAGGGAUUGUUGCAGACCGAAGAGCUAUACAACUAUAUACUGGAGACUAGUGUAUAUCCCCGGGAGCCAGAGCCUCUCAAGGAGAUAAGAAUUGCUACCGCCAGCCACCCGUUGGCUUUAAUGGCUACUGCUCCGGACGGAGGGCAAUUAAUGGCCUUGCUCUUGAAUCUAAUCAAUCCGAAGAAGACAAUCGAGAUUGGAGUUUUCACUGGAUAUUCUCUCCUACUCACAGCCCUUGCUGUACCUGCUGAUGGCAAAAUCAUAGCGAUAGACCCAAACCGGGCAGCAUACGAGAUAGGAUUGCCAGUCAUCAAAAAGGCUGGUGUUGAGCACAAGAUCGACUACAUAGAGUCUCCGGCGCUUCCAGUUCUUGAUAAAUUGCUAGAAGAUAAAACGAAUGAAGGGUCUUUCGACUUUGCUUACGUAGAUGCAGACAAGGGGAAUUAUUGGAAUUAUCAUGAGAGGUUGAUGAAAUUGGUAAGAACUGGGGGGCUCAUUAUCUACGAUAACACGCUCUGGGGAGGAACAGUUGCCUUGCCCGAUGACUCAUUAGUCCCGGACGACAUGAAAGAAUCGAGGGUCCACACAAUCAAGCUUAACAAAUCAUUGGCGUCAGACCCACGCAUUCAGAUAUGUCAAAUACCGUUAGCUGAUGGGGUCACAGUCUGCAGGCGUCUCUACUGACCUCAUGAUAUAGUCUGGCUUUCACUCUAUGAGAUUGAGCUUGGGGCAGAACAGCAGUAAUCAGGUCAGACAACAGUGAUGUGGUUUUCUAUUUUAGCGUGGAUUAUUUGACGCCAAGUGGAUGUUGUAAUUCAAGUGAAAAAUAAGCUAAUAGAAAUUACUGCAAUAACUUAUCAUAAUCAAAUAGGAUGUAACAUAGAGUUUUCAUGA
Messenger RNA from Magnolia sinica, 1157 nucleotides. RefSeq names its product probable caffeoyl-CoA O-methyltransferase At4g26220. Bases 216 to 947 code for a protein of 243 amino acids. Gene Ontology annotation, molecular function: S-adenosylmethionine-dependent methyltransferase activity; O-methyltransferase activity. The transcript has 6 exons. Lineage: Eukaryota; Viridiplantae; Streptophyta; Magnoliopsida; Magnoliales; Magnoliaceae. The record is from RefSeq and is a predicted model, not a curated record.